Messenger RNA from Seriola aureovittata, 6888 nucleotides. It is a transcript of the gene arvcfb, whose product is annotated as ARVCF delta catenin family member b. The record is from RefSeq and is a predicted model, not a curated record. Gene Ontology annotation, molecular function: cadherin binding. The transcript has 24 exons. Gene Ontology annotation, cellular component: adherens junction; plasma membrane; cytoplasm. Gene Ontology annotation, biological process: cell-cell adhesion; cell-cell junction assembly. Lineage: Eukaryota; Metazoa; Chordata; Actinopteri; Carangiformes; Carangidae. Bases 647 to 3793 code for a protein of 1048 amino acids.
CCAGCACUGUUGUGGAUGAGAGGGAUAAAGGCUGCUCUGCCUUUCAUACAACAGUACGUCGCAGUCACUAAUUAGUAAUUAUUAACGACAGUAGCUCCGAGUACACGUAGUAACUUUUGAAUCUGUUACGAUACCUCGGUUUUUGCAUGUGGUGCGUGGCUAAAAGGAGCGCGAGCAGCAACCUGACGACUACAAUUUGAGAUUUGGAGGGUUGUAACAGUAGUAUCCCUGCAGUAGCCAAGUUGCAUACAGAAUAACGUUAUCCAGUUGAGGCUCGGACUACUGUUCAUCACACUGGGGAAUCACUUCGCCUGCAAGAAGAAGGGGGAACAAGAGAAACAGAGGUGUAGCAGCUCAAGUGUCGUGGCUCUGGCGUGAUAAAUGUUAACCUGCCCUGAUAUUUGUAUGGGUCUUUCUCCUCAACCAAAGAUCUCCCCUGGCGGACUGAACAAACGAGUCGACUCUAACAGAGCUACGCCUGUCCUCAGUCUACUUGUGGUCUGACGGCACUCACCGACAUCAAAGCUCUCUGUUCGCUACUCGCUGUCUCACCCCUCUGCUUCUGUUAGAGUGGGGGAUGUCUGUUUUCUAACACCUCUCAGCCUGGUUAUCUACUCGAUCUGUACAACUGCGACCAACACUGGACAUGGAGGACUAUGACGUUCGCUCGGCCGCCAGCAUCCUGGCCUCAGUGAAAGAGCAGGAGGCACGUUUUGAGCAGCUGACCAGAGCCCUCGAGGAGGAGCGUCGCAACGUCACCCUGCAGCUAGAGCGUGCCAACCUCCCUCCCAACCCCACUACCACCCAACCGCUAGCAUGGCAGCAGGUGGUGAUGCAGGAGCAGAGCCCCAGUAACGCCACAUCCCUGGCCAUGAUGCAGGAGCCACAGGAGGUGGUGGAGGAGACGGUCACCAUAGAGGAAGACCCUGGCACCCCCACCUCCCACGUCUCAGUGGUCACCUCUGAUGACGGCACCACACGGCGCACAGAAACCAAGGAUUUGUCAACUAACGUGAAGGUUACCAAAGUGGUCAAAACCAUCACCCGCUGCACCUACCACCCCGUGACGGUGACUGACAACUUGUUGGUGGAGUCCAGGCCUGCCACCCGGACCCCCACCCCGGUCUCCGUGUCGAGUCCCACCGCGUCCGAGACAGACCCAGUGACCAAGAUGGUGAAGACGGUGACCACACGGACGGUGCGUCAGGUGCCCCUCGGCCCCGAUGGUUUGCCCCUGCCUGAGGGCUCAUCCCCACUGGGCAGCUACACCGACUCCAUUGACAGGCGCUACCUGAAGAACGGAGGUGACCGCUUCAUCACUCCUCAAGCGACCUCCACCCUGACACGCUCCUACAACAACUCCUACAACGAUUCAUACGGCGAGACGCCCGAGAGCCAGUACGUUCGCCACUACGGCCUGCACGACGGCUACGCCGAUUUGACGGACAACUAUGGCAGCCUGUCACGUGGCGUCAACUUCCGACCGCCACGCUACCCCUACUUGCCCAACAGCUACCGGCCGGAGAACAGCUACACGCUUCCUAUUCGCAAGGAUGACUAUGGCCAUGUCGCCCAGCCGCAGGUUCCCAUGGGCACCAGCACUGUGGAUCUGAACCGCUCACAGCCGGAGCGCUUCCAGCCUGAGCCGUACGGCCUGGAGGAUGAUCGCCGCAGCUUGGGUCCUGAGGAAGAGGAGCCGUACGAGCUGGAGCCCGACUACUCCACCGCCAACCGACGCACCCUGCAGGGGGCCAACCGGGGUCGCACCCACCGGGAACCUCUGCGUGAUGGACCCCGCGUCAGAGGGUACCCGGACGACCCCAUUGAGGCAGAGCUGAUCGAUGAGCGCCACCCUUAUAUCCAUGGCAUGUAUUCAGCGCCUCUGGCCCAGCCAGAGAGAGGAAGCAUGGCCAGUCUGGACCGCAUGGGCGGCCGGCGCUCACCCUCCAUCGACAGCAUCCGCAAGGACCCGCGCUGGCGCGACCCAGACCUUCCCGAGGUCAUCGCCAUGCUGGGCCACCCCAUCGACCCGGUCAAGUCCAACGCCGCUGCCUACCUGCAGCACCUGUGUUAUGAAAAUGACAAGAUUAAGAAGGACGUACGUCAGCUGAAGGGGAUUCCUGUUCUGGUGGGCCUUCUGGACCACCCCAAAUCUGAGGUCCACCGCAAAGCUUGUGGCGCCCUGCGCAACAUCUCCUACGGCAAGGACAAUGACAACAAGGUGGCCAUCAAGAACUGUGACGGCAUCCCAGCCCUCAUCCGCCUGCUGAGGAAGACCAAUGACAUGGAGGUCCGAGAGCUCAUCACCGGAACUCUGUGGAAUCUGUCGUCCUAUGAGCCCCUGAAGAUGGUGAUCAUCAACCACGGCCUGCAGACCAUGACCAACGAGGUCAUCAUCCCCCACUCAGGCUGGGAGCACGAGCCCAACGAGGACUCAAAGCCCCGCGAUGCCGAGUGGACCACCGUCUUCAAGAACACCUCCGGCUGCCUCAGAAAUGUGAGCUCGGACGGAGCAGAGGCUCGGCGCAGACUGAGGGAAUGUGAGGGAUUGGUGGACGCCCUGCUGCACGCUCUCCAAUCAGCUGUAGGGAAGAAGGACAUGGACAAUAAGUCUGUGGAGAACUGUGUUUGUAUUAUGAGGAACCUGUCCUACCAUGUCCACAAAGAGGUGCCAGGGGCAGAAAAGUUCCAGGACCCUUCAGUGCUACAGGCCCCCGGCUCAGCGGGACCACAGAGGAAGAAGAAGGAUGACGCCGGCUGCUUUGGAGGAAAGAAGGCCAAGGAGGAAUGGUUUAAUCAAGGCAGAAAAAACGGUGAGAACGACAAAAACUACGACACAUUGGAUCUGCCCAAACGCACAGAGCCGUCAAAAGGCUUUGAGCUGCUGUAUCAGCCGGAGGUGGUGAGGCUCUACCUGUCUCUGCUGACAGAGAGCCAGAACUACAACACUUUGGAGGCCGCUGCCGGGGCUCUACAAAACCUCAGCGCUGGACAGUGGACCUGGUCCAACUACAUCAGAGCCACGGUGCGUAAGGAGAAAGGUCUCCCCAUCCUGGUGGAGCUGCUGCGCUCUGACUCUGACAAGGUGGUCCGAGCUGUGGCCAUCGCCCUGCGCAACCUGUCCAUCGACCGCCGCAACAAGGACCUGAUCGGAAGCUAUGCCAUGCGAGACUUGGUGAGCAACCUGCCCAGCGGUCAGCAGCGACCUGCUAAGAACCUGGAGGAGGACACCGUGGUCGCCAUCCUCAACACCAUCCACGAGAUCGUCACCGACAGCUCUGAAAACGCCCGCUCCCUCAUCCAGGCGCAGGCCAUCGAGAAGCUGGUCGCCAUCAACAGGACCAGCCAAUCAGCUCGCGAAACAAAGGCGGCGUCCCACGUGCUGCAGACGGUGUGGAGUUACAAGGAGCUAAGAAACGCUUUGACCAAGGACGGCUGGAACAAGAGCCACUUCCAGCCCACAGUGACAGCCACCCCUAAAGCAACAAAGAACGGCAAGCCAGGUUAUGAUGACACCACCCUGCCCCUGAUGGAGAAGAACCAAGGCACCAGGAAAUGUGGCAGUGGUGAUAUGAUACCUAUGGAUGAGCUGGGUCCAGAUGGUUACUCCACCAUUGACCAGAGGGACAAGGACUGCAAAUACAAGGCGGGCGACGGCUCAGUGGACCUGACAGAACGGGAGCCAUUAAAGAAUGACACAAAUAGGAAACACUAUAUCAGGAGUAACAGGCCUGCGGUCAGUCUGGUGGACGCUUGUGAUGUUAAGCCCCAGCCUGUUGACUCCUGGGUCUAAAUGCAUGCAUGGCUUAAAAGUGCGACACCCCAGCUAGAGGAGGAUCUCUCAUAUCACCACUGCCAUUUCACAUGGAGCUUAUCUUUGGAGUUGGACUUUGUACAGAAAAGAGGAUUUAAAAAAAUUAAUGAUCACAACAGCGACUACCCAGCAGCAGCCAGCAUUCUCAUGCUUUUCAGAAAAAAAAUCAAAAAGAAUAAAAAGUGACUACUCCUACUACUUUCUCAUAUCUACAUUCCCACCGGACAUCAUGUGAAUUUUGCAGUGUUGACUCUUGUUGAGCUCUACCAGUGACAAGAAACGGACAGAGGCCGGUGCUGUUGAAGGAAUGGACAUGUGUGGAGGCGACAAAGGAAAGUGAAAGAAGUGAACGGAAAAGAAACGUGUGCUGGAAGGAAACCUGUGGGAGAAGAAAUGGGAAAAUCAAUGUUUUUCAUUUCAAUUUUCACAUCUGAUAAAAGAUCGUGCCCCAAAAUGUUCUGGGUUUUUGAAUUGAACAGGUUUGGACUGGUGUGUUUUGAAGGUCACUGAAUGUUUGUUUUGAGAAUAGCGGGAUGGACACGAGAAAGGAAAAGUAAAAGGAAAGAAACCGAGCCUGAGAAGAGCUGUAGCAUAGCAGAUAACAUGUACUCCCAGCAGCCUGCUCUCAUAGAUUUACAAUCCAUUUGGUUCACUGUGUUUUUUCAGAAAAAAAAAAAAAAAGUGCACUGAGAUGCUUUGAAAUCAAAAGUGGUUAACAGGUGGUUGAUGUCCAUUUUAUAAAAGAAGGAGUCUGCAAGUUGUGGUCUGGAGAAAAGAAAGUGACAAAGUGUGUGCAUCUGAUGGAGUGACAGGUUUUGUUAACACUGCAUUGAAAAAGUAAGAUAAAAUGGAAAGACUUCCUGUUUCAUCGUGAUCAACAUGUUUGAGCCAAGUGGCAUGUUGACCUUCAGUCACAGAGCUGUGGUUACAUGCGUAACCACUUCAGUUGUGUAGCGACAUGGCUCCUUGAGUUUCCUGGUUGGUUGCUCUUUGUCAAUGAUGUGUAUUAAAGAGGAUAUAAGGCAUUUUGUUUAUAAAUGAUUUGUGUUUUUGAAAAGAGAGGGAGAUGAUUGUUCUCUUGUUGAAAGGAUAGAUCUAAAAGCAUUUUUAUUUUUGUUGGGUUUUAUAUAAAUGUAUAUUAGGGUCAAAAGGAACAAAAAAAUUGAAAAAUUAAGGGAAAAAAAACAAACAAAAAAUGACAGACUUCUUAGUUGUAUAUUAAUAUCACAUUGUUUGGAAAGCACAUCUCAUUUGAUAAAGGCUCACCAUGUUUGUAAGCAAGAAAUAACAACGUAACUUAAAUGUGUGUCAAAUAUUGUCGAGUUACGCCGACGAUCACCUAUUUAUAUUUUGUAUUUGUCAAAAAAAGGUUACAGAAAAAAAGUUUAUCUGCAGUGUUCUUUCUAAAGGCGAUGAGUACAUAUUGUCUGGCAGCCCCUGCAUCUUUGAAACAGACAAUAUGGGGGGGUCUAGGGGUCAGACAGAGGUGAUGGGAUAGACAAGAGAUGGCAGUGUUAAUACAAGUCCCUUCAUUUUCCUUCCUAAUGCAUUCAGACCAAGUUACCACCAACCCUGAAUCCUCCUUCACCAGUGCAUCUUAAAGAGAAAUAUUCAGUCGUGAGCAUGAAGAAAAAUCUGUACAGAUGUUUAUAUUUUAUUCUUUCCAAGUGCCAGUUUUUUUGUGGUGUCAUUUGGAUAUUAACUAAUUCAUUCGUGUGCAGGAAGAGAGUACAGGUGGACGAGUGGAUCUGGAUAUUCAAGGCAAAAUAAAAAAAAAAAGUUGUAACACACUGUAUAAAUUAAAACUUCAAGUUUGGUCAUAUAGUAUAUAUUUUUACAACGUUAUAGGUCGGGCAGUUGAGAUUUAGAAAACCAGAGAGAAACAGAAUCCUAUUGCCAUUUUUCUCUUGCUUGGUGAGACUGUGCUCAGAAUCCAGUGGUAACGUGUCCGGUCUCCUUUCCAGCCUACUGUCUCCUGAUUUAGCUCGAAUCAGAGACAGAAAGAGAGUCCAGUCCAAGUUGGUGUCACUCAUGCGUCAUUGAGGCGAACGGCAUGUGCCUGCAUUGAAGUCUGAUUUUUCUUUGUGACGUAUGUGACUUUAUAAAGCUUGCAUAUUUUACACAGUGUUUACAAAAAUGUACGUUGUGGUAAAAAUCAAUAAACUACAAAAAAACUUACUGUAUAAAUUUUAAUUUCAGAGGUUAAAAAACGUUAUAACAAUACCCAGCAUCCCUUUUGUGUGUCCUCAGAAGUGUGUGCUUUCAUUGGACAAUACUGAACCCUCACAACAAAGACCCAUAUGACUGUCUAUUCCUGACUGCACAAUGCAGUACCACAACCAAAGGAUCCGGAGGUGUAUUUGCAUGCAUUCAAAAAAAAGGGGGUUUUGUUUUUGUGGAUGUGCAGCACACUGUACAUUUACAAAAUAAAAAGUUAAGCAACUGUAAAAUAAAUGCAGGACACGGACACACAUCAAAACAAACAAACCUACCUGUGUAGAUAUAACUGAUUCAAGACCGUCAAAAUAAAGUAACUGUACUACUCAGUAGCAGAUGUGUUUGUACCUAUCAUGUGCCUUAACCUUUUCCAUGGUAGAUAAAGAUAAGUGUGUUUUAUAUAACUUUAUUGCUCCCUUUCAACUGUCAUCUCUCCAUCCAAUCUGUUCACCUCUCCCCCGUUCUCCUCCUGUGUCUACCCCCUCUCUUUUUCCUUCACUCUGCUCACUCAUUCAUUCGUCCUGCACCCCCACCCUCCCCACCCUCCCCCCCAACCACACCUUCCUCCCAAAUCCAAGUAGUUUAGACUGUUGGUGCGGUUUCUGCCUUGUAUUACAUUGUAUUAUAAACUUUUAAAAAAGAUAGAUUCAUUCAAAAAAGAUGGUUUUGAUUUCCUAGAGGAGUAAAAUUGUUAAUGCUUUCGUAGCGAGCAGAAGCGAUGCCACAGUGACAGAAUGUAUUAUGUUAAUUUUACUAAUACCCAGAGGCAAAUAUUACGCUUGUUAAACAUAACGGAAAAAUACUGGUUUGUAGAGUAUAAAUUUGGUGUGUUUUCAAUAAAUCAUGCCUGGAAAGAA